ACAGCUCCAACCAUUCAAUGCUCCACCCAAGUCUCCUUUCUCUGUUCCCAUUCCACCCCUCCAUCUGCUCUUCUCUCUCUUUUCCCCCCACCUUCCUCCCUUCUCCCACUCUUGCCUUGCAACUACUCAUUCUCUCAGAAAGAGGAGACAGAGAUGGAGCGGUUGGGGACGGCGCUUAAGAACAGGUUCCAGCUGGAGGUGCUCCGGUCGGACGCUGACCACCAGGGGCUUGCCGCCGCCGGCGGCGAGGUGGGAUGGGCGGUGGAGCGGAGCGCGCUUUUUGGAGAGGAUUUCUCCGUCGACGACCUUCUCGACCUUGGGGGAAUCAUGGAACUGGAGGAAAAAGAGGCAGAGGAAGAGGAAGAAGAGGAACAAGUGGAGAGAGCUGAAGCAGAAUCCUUCCAAAUUUCAAACUCCACCUCCGCCGUCUCCCCCUGCGACCUUCUUGCUCCUACUGAAAUCGAGUUUCCGAAUGAUGAUGUCGAAGAGCUGGAAUGGGUGUCUCGUUUCUUUGAUGAUUCUUUCAUGGAGUUGUCGCCGUGCUCCGAGAUAACUGCCCCCUCCUUGAAGAGACUCAUCCCUUCCAUGGAAUCCCUGGCUCCCGUCAAAGCCAAGAGGAGCAAGCGCUCGCGAGCCGCCGCCGGCGGGGUCUGGUCCACGGCGGGCCCUCUCCCCCUCGCCGACUCCUCCUCCUCCACCUCCUCAAACUCCUCCUGCCUUUCUUCGCCCUCCUCCUCCUCCUCUUCCUCCUCCUCCUCCUCCUGCCUCAUCUACGACUCGGCCGUCCCCGGCUUCGCAGCCCCCGACCUCGUCCUCCUCGCCGGAACCCCACCCCCCGCGCAGAAAGAAAGCCAGAAGAAACGGGGGCGGAAACCGAAACGGCCGAAGCCGCAGUCGGCGGCGGUGGGAGGCAGCGGCGGAGGAGGAGAGCGAAGGUGCAGCCACUGCGGGGCCCAGAAGACGCCGCAGUGGAGAGCAGGGCCGCUGGGGGCGAAGACGCUGUGCAACGCCUGCGGCGUCCGGUUCAAGUCGGGCCGCCUCCUCCCCGAGUACCGUCCGGCCUGCAGCCCCACCUUCCUCAGCCACGUCCACUCCAGCAGCCACCGCAAGGUCCUCGAGAUGCGCCGCCAGAAGGAGGAACAGCAGCAGAAGCUCCUCUCCGCCUCCUCCACCGUCGCCGCCGCCGCGUCGGCGGUGCCCGUUCCUUCUUUCUGACCCACCGCGGUUAAAAGUAGAAAGUAAUUCGAACCGGACCGGAUCGGUUCUAGACUUCUAGUGUACAUUUUGGCCGGCUCUGCUGCAACGGAAUAGUCUUUUAGGUAGGCCUCAUCCAUAAAGCGGUCGGUACCAGACGGUAGCUUUCUUUCUUUCUUCCUUUCUUGUUUGUUUUUUUCUGGUUAAUUGUAGUGUUUAGCUUUUUUGAAUUUGAAAUUAGGCUUUCCAUUUGAAAGGUUAGGAUCAAGUCCUAAUAGACUUAGCCAGGGUAGAAUCUAGUUUAGUAUGUAUUCCUAACCUAACCCAGUUAGUGGGGUAAAGAUGGUUCUUCUUUAUAAAGUAUGCAUUCGUAUGUAGCUUUGCUGAAUGCUUUAGAGUGAAGUUUGUGUGGUUAAAUCUAUACGGUCUUAUUUCUGUGCCA
Phoenix dactylifera (date palm) is the source of this 1636-nucleotide messenger RNA. RefSeq names its product GATA transcription factor 7-like. Gene Ontology annotation, molecular function: zinc ion binding; sequence-specific DNA binding. Lineage: Eukaryota; Viridiplantae; Streptophyta; Magnoliopsida; Arecales; Arecaceae. Gene Ontology annotation, cellular component: nucleus. Gene Ontology annotation, biological process: cell differentiation; positive regulation of DNA-templated transcription. The record is from RefSeq and is a predicted model, not a curated record.